This is a messenger RNA of Clonostachys rhizophaga, 996 nucleotides long. NCBI's taxonomy places the organism in Eukaryota, Fungi, Ascomycota, Sordariomycetes, Hypocreales, Bionectriaceae. The record is from the annotation of a GenBank genome assembly.
AUGUCUGCAUCAAAUAUCAUCGCCAUUGUAGGCGCCACCGGCAACCAAGGCUCGUCUGUCGCUCACACCUUUCUAUCUCUUCCCAAUUGGCAUGUCCGGUGUCUCACCCGCAACACAUCCUCACCUACUGCCCUCGACCUGGCAGCGAAGGGUGCUGAGGUGGUCCAGGCCGACCUCACAGACAAGGAGUCGCUCGUCCGCGCCUUUGCCGGUGCCCACGCCAUCUUCGUCAACACUGAUUUCUGGGCUCCGUACGGCGCUGCGGUGAAAGCCGGCAAGUCGCGUGAGGAAAGCACCCGCAUCGGCUUCGACGUCGAGUUCUCCCACGUCAAGAAUGCCACUGAUGCUGCGGCCACGAUCCCCACGCUGCGCCGCUUCAUCUACUCGGCCCUGGGCCCCAUGAAGGUCGCAUCAAACGGAAAGUACCCUCAUUCAGGCCAUUGGGAUUCCAAGGCCGUGGCUGUCGACUACAUUGAGGCCGAAACGCCCGAGCUGGCUGCCAAGACCUCCUUCAUCUAUCUCGGAGCCUACAGCACCAAUCCUCUCCUUAUCCCCCAGAAAUACCCUCAUCUAGACGACUGGGCGCUCAUGCUCCCUGCCCCAGCCGAGGCAAGGAUGCCCGUGAUCCGUGAGCGGGAGUCCACGGGUCCCUUCGUGCGAGCCCUGAUUGAGGACGAGGAGCCGGGGCUGAAGUUACUGGCCUACGACGCUUACCCGACGAUGCAGGAGGCUGCCGACACAUGGAACAAAUUGACGGGAAACAGCGCCAAGGUCGUACAGGUGACGCUGGAGGAAAUGCAGGAGCGCACCGGGCUGCCCUACGAGGUGCUUGACGGGCCGGCCUUUAUCGGCGAGUUCGGCUUCAUGCACGGCGUCAAGGGCAAGGUCAUUGAGCCCAGGGAUCUGAAGAACAAGGUGCCUACCAAGACACUGGAGGAGAUUCUCGAGGCGAAGGGUAUUGAUCAGCUGCUGGGUUCGAAGCACCCCGACAUGUAG